AUGUAUGUGUGUGCACGGGAAAAACCACGUCCUCGCAAAGGACAAGCCAUAAUUUCGCAGACACGCCCGCACCACCACUACCACCAGUAUCAAUCAGUUUGUUUCCUCUGUGGGCAGCUGUUACGCUCCGCGUUUGUCUGUCUCUGCGACAGCGACAGACGCGUCUGUUACCACAGCAGGAAAUUAUCACCCCUGUGGCGAUGGGCGCCAUGCCAGAAACAGCUGUCCAACUCAGGCUUGAAUGACCCCGCGGUAUUUGAAAAACUCUUCCUCACCCCCCCUCGAACGAGGCAUUCCACGAUUCUGGUCUCUGGGGCCUGGCGGAGCGAGCGACGGUCAGCGCGCAGCAGUCGACCGAUCGAUACUGCGGGAAUGGCGCUAGCGUGCGGUCGAUACACCACGUGGGUUAAUCAGGCCUACACAACCGCGUGUCUGUGUGUUCAUACCGUGAGAAUUUUGGGGAAGACCAAACGGAAGGUGCGGGGGAGGGGUGGAGGGCUGCCUUCAAGUGGACAUGGUGACAUCAAUCACCCCUCACGAGGACGUGACAUUUAG
Mesocestoides corti is the source of this 555-nucleotide messenger RNA. NCBI's taxonomy places the organism in Eukaryota, Metazoa, Platyhelminthes, Cestoda, Cyclophyllidea, Mesocestoididae. The record is from the annotation of a GenBank genome assembly.